Naegleria fowleri is the source of this 342-nucleotide messenger RNA. RefSeq lists its product as uncharacterized. Gene Ontology annotation, molecular function: phosphorelay sensor kinase activity; histidine phosphotransfer kinase activity. The transcript has a single exon. Gene Ontology annotation, biological process: protein autophosphorylation. Bases 1 to 342 code for a protein of 113 amino acids. NCBI's taxonomy places the organism in Eukaryota, Heterolobosea, Eutetramitea, Acrasida, Naegleriidae. The record is from RefSeq and is a predicted model, not a curated record.
AUGAACAUCAUCUCGAAUGCCAUCAAAUACACCAAGAAGGGUUACGUCAGAGUUAACUGUGAUUUGGCAAAUGACGAAGACUUGAAAAGUUUUGACAACCAUGAAAUAAUGAUUGACGAGCAUAAUGAAAACAUGAUACCUCAGGAUCAAAAGAUCUUUGUGAAACUUGAAUUUAUUGACACUGGUUGUGGUAUUUCUCAAGAACAAAUUCAGAAAAUUUUUCAACCUUAUCAUAUCAUUGAUGAACAUCAACAAAAUGAAGAUUUCUCCCUGGGAUUUGAGCAAUACUUUAACCAUUCAGAAUAUGAACAAGUUAAGCGAUGGUGGAAGCAGCUUGAUUAA